CAACUUAGAACAACACUACACUUAUCUGCCAAUUGGCCGUCACGGCUUUACAUGCCAUUUCUAUAUAAAAACCUCUGGUUUGAAGUUUGGCUUCCAUAGCCAAAACAAAACCGUGAAACAUUUAUAUUCUUACAUGGCCACUCCGGCUUAUUCUUUUAGAAGGUGCUCCACUAUGUUGUUUCUUCCCUAUGUUUUGCUUUUCCUGUCUACUACCUUGACUACUACAGCAAUUGUUCAAUUACCAUCAAAUAUGAGCAUUCCGGCUGUUAUUGUGUUUGGAGAUUCGAUUGGAGAUCAGGGCAACAAUAACAAUCUCACGACACUGAUUAAGUGCAAUUUUUCCCCUUAUGGCAAGGAUUUUAAGGGCAAAUUUGCUACCGGAAGGUUUACUAAUUCAAAGACACCACCAGACCUGCUCGCUGCAGAAUUGGGAAUUAAAGAACUUAUACCAGCUUAUUUAGACCCUAAUUUACAUAGCAAAGAUCUUCCUACAGGUGUGAGCUUUGCUUCAGGAGGUACAGGUUAUGAUCCCCAGACAUCAAUCUUAGCGUCUGUUUUAGGGUUAUCGGACCAGCUAAAAUUAUUUAAAGACUACAUCAAGAGGUUAGAAGACUCCAUGGAGAAAAAACAGGCACACUACAUUAUAAGCAACAGCCUAUAUUUAGUAAUAGCAGGAACUGAUGACCUUGCCAAUACCUAUUUUUCCACGGGUGUUGGAAGAGUGGAGUAUGAUAUUGGUGCUUAUACUAACCUCAUGGUUGAUUCGGCUUUCAAUUUUAUUAAGGAAUUGGUUAAACUCGGAGCAAGAAGGAUAGGUGUAUUCAGUGCUCCACCAGUGGGAUGUUUGCCAGCACAACGAACUCUAGCAGGGGGGUCACUCAGGGUUUGCGCAAAGGAUCGUAACGAAGCAUCGCAGUUAUACAACUCCAAGCUGUCAGCUAAAAUUGAUUUAUUUGCUAAGAAGCAUCCCCAUUUAAGAGUUGCCUACGUGGAUAUCUACCACCCUUUACUUGAUAUCAUACAACACCCUCGAAACUAUGGAAUAGAAGUUGUUGAUCGCGGAUGCUGUGGCACGGGAGAUAUAGAAGUGGCCGUAUUAUGUAAUCCAACAUCUCCAACAUGCUUAAAUAGUUCUAAUCAUCUAUUCUGGGACAGUUACCAUCCCACCGAAGCUGGAUACAUGUUUCUCACGCGCAGAAUUCUCGAUGAAAAUAUUUAUAAAAUUUAUUAAUCUCCCUCUGCUUCUUCUAGCUAUCUCUGCUAUCUCUUUAGUAGAAACGGUUCCUGAAGUGUAAGUUUCAAGUGACGCUGUUCACGUAGUAUGUGUGUUAUUCUGGUUAUUGUGAGUAACGAGCAGCUAGUUAAGUGAUUGGUGAUGUAAUAGGGAUCAAUCAUGUUUCUUUAUGAGAUAAUAAUAAAUUGCAAUUAAAGGUUUAUUGA
Messenger RNA from Daucus carota subsp. sativus, 1440 nucleotides. RefSeq names its product GDSL esterase/lipase EXL3. Gene Ontology annotation, molecular function: hydrolase activity, acting on ester bonds. Lineage: Eukaryota; Viridiplantae; Streptophyta; Magnoliopsida; Apiales; Apiaceae. The record is from RefSeq and is a predicted model, not a curated record. The coding region runs from base 134 to 1231 and encodes 365 amino acids. Gene Ontology annotation, cellular component: extracellular region. The transcript is spliced from 5 exons.